CUUUUUUUUUAAUUUCCCUCUUCCGACCACCGUCAGGCAACCAAAGUUGUUCUUAGGUCGUAAAUAUCAACGCCAUUUUGUUGUCACUGAAAUCUCCACACGUCGAUACGUAUUUUAAUUUACUAAUUUUAAACAGAUAUCGCCUUUAUGUUAUCUAUUUAAUAAAAAUAAUGUUUUUAAUUAAUACUACGUGAGUUAUUUCAUUUUUCUAUGUCUACUUAUCGUCGAUAGUCUCCUGAAAUCUGUGAUAACAGAUGUGCAGUUGAAGACAGUGCUUGGCAUGGUGAAGAAAGAGACUGCAGUCACCAUUCAACAUGUCAAAAGAAAUAGCGGAGGAGUACGCUUCAAGUUUGGCGGACUUGACUAUGAACAGCAAGCCUCUAAUAAAUAUGCUUACUAUACUCGCCGAAGAAAACAUCGAGCAUGCAGGGGUUAUCGUUGAAACAGUUGAGAAGCACUUGGAAAAGGUACAUCCGGAUAUCAAGCUGCCUGUCCUGUACUUAGUAGAUUCCAUUAUCAAGAAUGUCGGACGGGCUUACACACAGAAAUUUUCUCAAAGUAUUGUCAACAUGUUUACGAGGACAUUUAAACAGGUUGAUGAGAGAGUGAGGUCACAGAUGUUCAAGCUCCGUGAGACGUGGCAUGAUGUGUUUCCAGCGACCAAACUCUACCAGUUGGAUGUGAAAGUGAACUUGAUUGACCCAGCGUGGCCAAUUCAGGCUCAGCCUCAGCAGUCGAACAUCCAUGUAAAUCCAAAUUUUCUGAAAAAGCCGAUGCCUACCACCAGUGUCGCCACACCAACAGAUGAAGAAGAGAAAAUGCGCAACAUCCUCGCCAAGAAGGAACAAGAAUUAUUGAUGUUACAGCGGAAGAAGGUCGAAAUGGAGCUGGAGCAAGCUCGGCGGCAGUUGGAGAUGACAGAGAAAAAUACUAAGAUUACAAGUGUGAUAACACCGCCCACUGUGCCGUCGACGAUGCCGGUCGCUAAGGUGAACCCGGUUGUAGCGCCUCCGAUGGCGAAUGUGCCGGAUGUGGCCAACAUCCCGGUUAAGCAACGACUCGGGCCGCCUGUGAAUAAGCUUGGACGCAUAGCGCCAGUGAGUGGUGCACUAGCGGCCGCCCGCAGGGACCCGCGACUGGCGCGACUGCGAACCGCCGCGGCGUCCGCGCCAACCGGGCCCGCCGCGCCUGCUGCCGUGCCUGCUGCGGCGCCUGUGGUGGCUUCUGUGAUGCCGCUCAUGCCUGCAGUGCCUCAAGUGCCGAUUGCGCCUAACGUAUUCGACAUUAAACCUCUUGAACGUGUAACUAAGCGUAAAAACGUGAUCACGAUAGACGUUCGGCCCGACGAGGCGCCGCAACGCCCCCGCGAUCCGCGCCGCCGCGACCCGCGCCUCGAGAACCGCGACGACCGCCCGCGGAAAGACAAAGCGCGGCCCCGCGAUGACCCCCGCCCCAAGAAGGCGGACGACGCCAGCGAGCGGAAACGCGACGAGCGCCGGAACGACGUCGACAAGAAACCCCAGGAAAAGACUGACGCUACCGAGAACGCGAUCGGCGACUACUUUGGGAAGCUGCCUGAUCCCAAAAAAAUCAACAAGCUUCCGCCCAUCCCCAAAAUAAAUAGGGGCGAGGAGGCAGCCAAGGACUCGCCGGUUCCAAAUAAGAAACGGAAAGAGUUGCGCGCAGAGAGAAAACAAAAGCGGGAGGAAGCCGGCGGCAAGAGUGGCUCGAGCGAGUCCUCGCCGGAGAAGAAGUCGCGGAGCAAGGAGGCGCGGAGAAAGAAAGAGCCUCGCGCCGACGACGAGGCGGAGAAACCGCCGGAGCCCGAAACGAUCGCGUUCAAGGAGCUCAAAAAUUACCACAAGGAACGGUACAUGAGAAGGAACAAGGAGAAGUCUGAGAGCCCCGAGAAAUUACCCACCGAGACCGAGCAGGAUAAGACCGGCACUGAAAAUGAUUCAUCAAGUGUUCCUGAAAUUGACGAGACUAAGGAUGUGGACCUUCGGGUGUUGCACUCAGUGGAUGUUAAACCAGCUGCGGUCAGCCAGAAGCGGUCAUCGACCGAGUUGCCCGAUGUGAAAGCUAAAAGAACUAAACACGACAAGUUUGACAUACUGUUCGGUAACGAAGACGUAGACCUCCGUCAGUUGCCCCAAGUAGAAGAAAUAAACGCCCCACCACCCCCGUCAAUUAAUGAUUCACCUAAAUCGGUUAGUAAAAUGGACGAGGAUGUUGUACCCUCGCCUCAAAAUUCACCAAAACAAAAAGACUGGAAUGAAGUCAAAGAAAAUAAUGAAGACAUAAAGAAAACACCUUCCAAGUUGGAUAUUGCGAAAGCUAAGCUGGCGGAAGCUACUAAAGGAAAAGACAGGUUGGGAAGACCAUUGCUCUUCAGUAAAUCACCAAGUGUUGAAAAGGAGAGACGUCGUACUCUCAGUUCCGAAGAUAUAGAUUUGAGAACCGAUAACACAGAGGAUCAUAAAAAAUCAAUAUCCAUUAUCAUGCACCAAGCUAAAGAACAGUUCAGUGAUGGUCAACUGGACAAAAGUCAAUAUAAUGCUUUAAUGUAUCAAGUAUUGCAACUGAACGAGAAACUCAAAUUGAAAGAAGCAAAACAGCGGGAGUCAUUAGAGGUAUCAAAAAGGAAACUCAAGGCGCAUACGAAAGAUGAAAAUACUAAAGUUGCUAGUCCCAAGUCAUCGCCGACUGAUCGAAAUAAAUUUGGAGACAUUGAUGAGAGAAUUACCCCUGUCUUCAUAGAUACUCCACCAGAUAGUCAACAGUUUCUCAGUCAAGAUUCGGAUAUGAGAAUGAAUAUGAACUCCAUGGAUGGAUGCGAUGGUCCCCCGCCUUCUAAUGUACUGCCAAUGCCUCCGGCGAUGCCGAUGUUCCCACCAUUCACGCCCAUGUGGAGAGGGCAGCCCAGACCGAGAGUCGAAGAGUACGGACCGCGAAGGUUUCGGGGUCCAGCACAACAGUUCUUUAGAGGAAAAUUCGACAAGAGAGCGAUGAGACCACCGUUCGACCCGCGGCUACCGUUGCCCUUACCGACACCUACACCUGGCAUGUGCCAGGGAGAGAGCCCUCUCCAGCCGUACGAAAGGACCGUGUCCCCACCUCCUCUCGGCGCGCCAGGAAUUACCAUCCCACCUACAGAUUUUAGAAUUUUAGAGUACAUAGAUCGAGAUCCUGUUAAAACGAUCCAAAUCGAUGGAGUGCCGAGAGAGAUUAGAUUUUAUGGUGAAACAGCUGUCAUCAUGAUGGACUGGGAUGAUCCAAGAGAGAUCAAAUUCUUGCCCGGGUGCAGAAGAGUUACGUUCGAUAAUAAGGAUUCCGUAGUAUUAUCUUUCAAUGAAGGCUACAAACAAGUGGAGAUCGACGAUCAAGUGUUUGACAUUCGUUUUGGGGCGCCGACGAGGGAGCUUUAUAUAAAUGGCAGAUGGUACGAAUGCUUUUUUGGUGGUCAACCUAUCGGCACGAUCAUCGAUGGGAAACCUAGAUUAGUGCAAUUAGAAGGGCCGCCUCCCCAAGUUGAUAUCGGAAAGACUAAACGCACAGAUCUAGUUGCUGGCAAAAUCAAUGUCAUCGUGAACGCCACACAGAGGUGUCCCGUCUACCUCGAUGCUAAAGUACAAAAGUUCCUCAUCAAUGGACAUGUGUUGACGAUACGCUUCGUGGAUUCGUUGAGAACUGUUCUAAUAAACGAGCAACCGUUCAAACUGGAGUUUGGCGAUUUACCUAAACCGAUAUCGAUAGGUAAUGAAAAGUUCUUCAUUAGAUUUUCGGCACUCCCUCGUCACAUAAAGGCUGGUCACAUAGAAAUAGCAAAUAUGGAGGGCACGAGAAUGGAACCGGUCAUGCAGCCGACGGUCGGCUUUAACUACCAAACCGCCAUGGAAACUGAUCAAGUGUUUGUACCGAGACCUGUGAAGACACCGAGCCCUGAAAUGAACAGUGACAUAAGUACAUUUUCAGGUUUGGACAUGUUGGCAAGUGUCAUGCCUUCAACAAUGGCACCUGCGUCUGCUUCAGAGUACAGUUUAGCCGAGCCGAUCUUCUUGAAAUCAGAUAAAAUACCAGGAUUGGAACCAUCGGUCGAAGAGAAACCGGCAAACCCAACACUCCCAAUCCUGGCCAACAUAAACGUGAACGAUUUGUUUGCUAAACUGGUAGCCAGUGGCAUAGUGCAGGUCAACAACGAAUUAAAAACUGAACCCAAGGAAGAGGUGAAAGAAGAGGCCAAACCGAAGCCAAAAGAGGAUAAGAAUGUCAUCCAUAAAGUUGAUUUGCUGAGAAGUGAAACUUUGAAAGUGAAGCAGGAGGCGCUGGUGGCGCGGCUGUACGGCGGCAUGCAGUGCUCGGGCUGCGGCGCACGCUUCCCGCCCGAACACACGGUGCGCUACUCGCAGCAUCUCGACUGGCACUUCCGCCAGAACCGCCGCGACCGCGACUCGGCUCGUCGCGCGCAUUCGCGCCACUGGCACUACGACCUCUGCGACUGGCUGCACUACGAGGAGAUCGAGGACCUCGAGGACAGAGAAAAGAGCUGGUUCGAGACUGGUGGGGCGGAGGGCGAGGCGGCGGGCGAAGGCGCGGCGGAGGCGGCGGCCGAGGCGCCCAGCGUGGCGGCUGGCGCGCCGCAUGACCAGCACUGCGCCGUCUGUGGCGACCGCUUCCAGCAGUUCUACAACGAGGACAAGGAGGAGUGGCAUCUGAGGAACUCAGUGCGCCACGACGACCGCAACUACCACCCGCAGUGCUUCGACGACUACAAGGCAUCGUUAACCAAAGCGGAGCCGCUCCAAGAGUCGAUGGAAGAUGUGACAGAAGUUGAUAAGCUAGAAGAGGCCAUCGAGAUCAAGGACGUGGACGAUGUAAUGUCGCAGUCGGACAACGAGUCUGUUGUAGAGGUCGUCGAACCUGACGACAGGAACACUGAGCCCGUAGAGAUUGUGGAGGAUGAUGAUGAGACGGUGGCUGCGCCCCAGCCGGUGGAGGACGACGGCGACGAGGACGACGUAGUGUUCAAGGCCGAGCCGGUGGAGCAGGUGGACGUGGAGGACGACGCCGACACCGACGACGAGACGGUCGAGCAGCGCCGCCAGCGGGACGCACUCGCCGCCAUCGACAUGGCCAACGUACGCGUCAAGAUUGAACCUAUCGACCCUGACGAUGAGCCAAUAAUAACAGCAGAGGAGACCAUCCCCACCGCAGUCGAUACCACACACGUAACAGUGCUGUCCUCUAUCGACGGGAACGUGCAACUCGAGGCGACUCCCGCGCCAGUCACCUCGCUAGGCAGCAUACGUAUAAAUAUAUCUAAGUCGAUACCCUCCUUUGUGAAUAAUGUACAGGAAAAUAAAAUGCUCGAAGAGAUAAACAUGGAUGAUGAGCCUCUGCCUCCUGGCGAAGAACCAGAGUUGGAGUACAAGCUGAAACCGACGCUGGAAGGUGUACAAUUCAGUAGGCAACCACCUGUGAAUAAAGGCAAUGAACUGUCUGGACUCUGUUCUAUUAUGUGAAUAUGUUGUGAUAAACAAGUUUUAUUAGCAGUGUGAAAUGAAUGAUUCCCUGGUUAUGAAGAGUUUGUGAAACUUUAGGUCAAACUUGUAAUGAGAUUUGAUGUGAGUGAAAAACCCUAAUGGUUGGAUUUCAGUGCUCAUCAAUCUGAUUCAAUCAAAUAUAGACAAAAUUAUGUGGCGUACGGAAAGAAAACCUGGUGCCAGAUUAUGGUAACUGUUUACCAUUAAAUAGACCAUGUGCUUGUUUGCCACUAUUGUGGUAAAAAUAAGCAAUUAUUUUUUAAAUAAUUGUAUUUAUUAUUUUUAAAAUUUGUGUUCAUUAUAGAAAUGAAAUUGAAAAUAUAGCCUAAGAUCUCGCCGCUGACUUUGACAGAUAUAAAUCGUCAACUCUAAACUGAUUUUGAUAAUUCUUUUGCAUUUGAGUUCACUCCUGUGUUGGCCCUAUAUAAUUAUUAAUGAUUUGCUCAACGACUAAAGUAGCCAUUUUUCAUAAUAAAAUCAAAGUUUUAAAAUUAAAAACGUCAAUUUGUUUACAAAAAAAUCUCCAUUGGCGUCAUUUUUAAUAGAAAAAUUAUACUCGUAUUGAAACGGUCAAUUGUGUAAGCAGCUCUAUAGACUAAGUGUGCUAGUAGAGACUAGAGAGGCAAGUUACUGAUUAAAUUGCAUAAUAAAUCCCAAAUUCAUUUACAAUUAUACUUGUCAGCCAAUGAGGGUAAUCAUACGUUUGUUGAUUAAUUCUAUGUCGCUGAAUUGAU
This is a messenger RNA of Galleria mellonella (greater wax moth), 6277 nucleotides long. RefSeq lists its product as uncharacterized. Lineage: Eukaryota; Metazoa; Arthropoda; Insecta; Lepidoptera; Pyralidae. The transcript has 18 exons. The coding region runs from base 315 to 5522 and encodes 1735 amino acids. Gene Ontology annotation, molecular function: mRNA binding; phosphatidylinositol binding; ubiquitin binding. Gene Ontology annotation, cellular component: mRNA cleavage factor complex; cytoplasm. Gene Ontology annotation, biological process: termination of RNA polymerase II transcription. The record is from RefSeq and is a predicted model, not a curated record.